Lindgomyces ingoldianus is the source of this 1419-nucleotide messenger RNA. RefSeq lists its product as uncharacterized. Bases 1 to 1419 code for a protein of 472 amino acids. The record is from RefSeq and is a predicted model, not a curated record. The transcript is spliced from 4 exons. Lineage: Eukaryota; Fungi; Ascomycota; Dothideomycetes; Pleosporales; Lindgomycetaceae.
AUGGCCAAGAACAUGGAAUCUGCUCUGAGACAUUGCCGAAAGCUUGGAGACGUCGUCUGCUUCACAACCGUCGAACCACGCUCCAAUGACGCCUUCUCCUGGGCUUCACAUACUUCACCUAUCCAGAAUUCUGGUAAGAGAAUCCUGAGCAUUGGUGCCCUUGCGAACAGCUCGUCACAGCUUGCCUUAGCCCUACUAGGGAGAGCAAACGGCUAUUCCCACCCUCUUCGUACGUGUUUGGAGUCUUCGGCUGCCAGAAAGCUCCAGAACUCAAACAAAUCGAAAACAGCCUCAAGCUCGGGCUCAUCUCGGUUCACAAGAGAAAUUUUCAUUGUCCUCACCUUCAAUCGCCCUCAUCGCAAUUCUAUUUUCCUGUCUGUUGACUUGCAAGCCGCUUUUCGCUUCAGCAUAAGAUUCCUACAGCAUGAAUUAUGUGCACACUCCAUGUCCAGGCGGGCUCAUUCUAGGAUGAAUUCCCCAUCAUCUAUGUGGUGGGUACACAUCGCAAUUGCAAAACGAGUCAGAAUCUACGUGCCGCCCAUGCCAGACAGACUUGACAGCAGUCCCGGAACGAUUCGCUCCUUGAGGGCUGUAACCUCGCCUGUUCGCCUGAGGCCGCCACUGCAAAUCUGGAUGCGACGACUUCUCCUGAAGCUCACCAAAGCCCUUCUGUUUGACCAUAUGCAGGAGAGCGCAGAAACCGCACGUUCCUCAGCGAGAGGGAUGACCUCUCAGCGUACCAUGCUUGACAGCCUUCCCACUGCUAUCUCAUUUAGUCGAAACACUCCAUAUUUUCCGCCGGGACACCGCAGAUCACUCAAGUCCUAUGUAAUACACGACACAGACGCACACAAAGAGAUGGCACGUCCAAAAGCUAGGACUAUUUCGAGGCCCUUUGACCCUAGGCAUGUCGCUGGCGUAGGAAUACCUGGAGCCACCAUACCCAUUUCCGGAGUGCAGAGGUCACUCACUGGACUAGAAUCUGAGGACGCUGCUGCUGAGCCACGAGGGAGACCUUCAAGAGCAAACACCAUCGCGAAUAGUUUCAGCAGACCGAGUCUACGGCUCAAGACUUCGAUAUCGCGCUUAACCCGGUCUUCAUCCAACUCGCCAGACACCUAUCUCCGAAAACGCAACGCAUCAAAGGAACGGAAGGAAAACGAUUCACCACGGCAGAUGAUCCCAAAGCAACCACCUGUCAGGCCCAAAAGGGCCGACUCGGGCACGGCAAUCGAUUUAACCGAUGUGCCCAAGGACGAAAGACCUCUAGGAUUCCAGGAAAUAAUGGCGGUCAAAAGCUUUGCAGAAAGGAUGGCGCUGUACAAGAAGACGAGGGAUUACUGGGCAAGUGCGGACCACGGGCUAGAGGAAUGGGUUGAGAGGGCUGGCGCACAGCGACCUAUUGUCAUGCGAGUCUAG